AAAGGAAAAAAGAAGAAAUCCCUCAUUGGCGGAAGUGACGAAAAACACGGAAGUUGCCUUUUAGCGCCAAAUCUUGAGCCGCUGCAACAAACACAAACAUGGAUUUACCUCGAAAAAUAAAGGCUAAAGUGACGGCUGGUUUCAAGAUGAGGGGACUUAUACUUCGACCUGAAGCCAGUCGGUAUCUUGCUGAAGUCCUGGAAUCAGUCAAUGUCUCUGAACUUGAGGAUGUCAUUGAGAAGGUGCUGGAUUCGGUGGAGAAGCAGCCGUUGUCCUCGAAUAUGAUCGAGCUGGCUGUGGUAGAAAGUGCUGUACAGGACUGCACCCAGUCAUGUGAUGAAACCAUUGACAAUAUUUUUAACAUCAUUGGAGCCUUUGACGUGCCCAGAUACAUUUACAGCGUGGAGAGAAAGAAAUUUCUACCCAUCAAUAUGACCGGUCAUCCAGCUCCCAGUCUGUGUGGUUCUGCCAAAGACAAAGCGGAACUUUUCAGGGAGCGCUAUACAAUCUUACAGCAGCGCACACACCGUCAUGAGCUCUUCACCCCACCAGCAAUUGGAGCUGCUGUUGAAGAGGGUCAAAAUAAAUUUCAGCUCAAGACAAUUGAAGCGUUGCUCGGGAGCACAUCUAAGCUUGGGGAGGUGAUCGUACUCGGGAUGAUCACACAACUUAAAGAGGGUAAAUUUUACCUCGAAGAUCCAAGUGGAACCGUACAGCUGGAUUUGUCCAAGGCACAGUUCCAUAAUGGCCUCUAUACAGAGUCCUGCUUUGUUUUGGCAGAAGGGUGGUACGAGGAUUCUGUUCUUCAUGUCAAUGGCUUUGGUUUCCCCCCAACAGAGCCGUCAUCGGCGACCAGGUCGUACUACGGCAACAUAAACUUCUUUGGCGGUCCAUCGUCCACGUCCGUCAAGGCUUCCUCCAAGCUCAAGCAGCUGGAGGAAGAGAACGAAGAUGCCAUGUUUGUGAUCGUCUCUGACGUCUGGCUGGACAGCGUAGAAGUGAUGGAAAAGCUCAACAUCAUGUUUUCAGGAUAUGCUGCAAUGCCUCCUACCUGCUUCAUUUUGUGUGGAAACUUCUCUUCGGCCCCAUAUGGAAAAACACAGAAUAGAUCGCUGAAAGAAUCCCUGAAAGCCCUGGCUGACAUGAUCUGUACAUAUCCCAGCAUUCACAGCAGUAGUCGCUUCGUGUUCGUUCCGGGUCCUGAGGACCCCGGUCCAGCAAACAUCCUGCCGAGGCCCCCCCUGGUACAAAACAUCACAGAGGAGUUCAGUGAGAGAGUGCCAUUCUCAGUUUUUACCACCAACCCAUGCAGGAUCCAGUACUGCAGCCAGGAGAUCCUAGUGAUCAGAGAGGAUCUUGUUAACAAGAUGUGCAGGAAUUGCAUCAGGUUACCCAACAGUAACCUUGACAUCCCAAACCAUUUUGUUAAGACGAUCCUGUCUCAGGGUCAUUUGACUCCGCUGCCUUUGUACGUCAGUCCUGUGUUCUGGGCCUAUGACUACUCCCUGCGCGUCUACCCGGUGCCUGAUGUCGUUGUCUUUGCAGACAAGUACGACCCCUUCACCAUCACCAACACUGACUGCCUCAGUGUCAACCCGGGCUCAUUCCCUAAAAGCGGCUUCACAUUCAAGGUGUAUUACCCGUCCAACAAAACUGUAGAGGACAGUAAACUCCAAGGACUCUAAAGAAAAAGAAGAGUUUACCUGGCUUACUGUUGUGUGCAUAACUCUGUAGAUACUUUUAGAUGAUUUGUAAUCAAAAGAUUUUAAUGUUUUUUUCUUUGUUCUGUCAUGAAUAAUAAAGUUUUAUUACUUUUGGUGAA
Molecule: messenger RNA, 1822 nt
Organism: Oryzias latipes (Japanese medaka)
Lineage: Eukaryota; Metazoa; Chordata; Actinopteri; Beloniformes; Adrianichthyidae
Gene: pole2
Product: polymerase (DNA directed), epsilon 2
Biological process (GO): DNA-templated DNA replication; error-prone translesion synthesis
Cellular component (GO): epsilon DNA polymerase complex
Molecular function (GO): DNA binding
Source: RefSeq, a predicted model, not a curated record